Messenger RNA from Belonocnema kinseyi, 879 nucleotides. RefSeq lists its product as uncharacterized. Lineage: Eukaryota; Metazoa; Arthropoda; Insecta; Hymenoptera; Cynipidae. Gene Ontology annotation, molecular function: nucleic acid binding. Bases 1 to 879 code for a protein of 292 amino acids. The record is from RefSeq and is a predicted model, not a curated record. The transcript has a single exon.
AUGCAGAUUUCUAAGAAUAGCACUCUAAUAAAGUUGACUCCACUUUUUGAUGGUAAACUUCUUCGUGUCGGAGGUCGCUUAAAGUACUCUCUUCUCACUUAUAAUGAGAAGCACCCACUGAUUCUACCUCCUGAGUCUAUUCUCACAACUAUUAUCAUCCGCGACUGUCACCUUCGCUGUCUUCAUGGUGGUGUCCAACUUAUCCUUGGAACGUUACGACAAUCUUAUUGGAUUAUUCGAGGUCGCAAUUUGGUCCGAUUAUUGAUUCAUCGGUGCAUUCCAUACGUCAGAAAUAGAGGUAAUACUCAGCAACAGCUGAUGAGUGACCUCACUUCUAUUCGCAUUACUCCACCUGAACGAGCAUUCAUAAACACUGUGGUAGACUAUGCUGGUCCCAUCAAUGUUCGCACCUCAAAAGAACAAGGUCAUUAUUCGCACAAAGCCUGGAUUUGUAUUUUCGUCUGUUGUACCUCCCGCUCAGUUCAUCUCGAGUUGGUUUCUGAUUACACAACAGAAGCCUUCAUAGCUGCUUAUAUUUGCUUUGUUUCUUGUCUUGGUCUUUGUCGAACGUUGUGUAGUCACGAGGGUACGAAUUUUGUGGGAGCAGAUCGUCAACUACAGGUAAUGUUUUCUGAAGCAUCAGCAGAGUUUGCUUCGGUCGCUACAUACCUUGCUUCGCAUGGUAUUCAGUGGAAAUUCAACCCUCCUGCAGCACCUCACUUUGGAGUUUUAUGGGAAGCUGCAGUUAAGUCGACAAAAUUCCAUCUUCGUCGAGUCAUUGGAGACCAAUUGUUAAAUGGUGCCUUCUCCCACGUUCAUCUUAAGUGCAGUGAUUGUCAGCCUAUUUCGUCGUGGACGAAAGCGGGCGGAAUGUUUUGA